Molecule: messenger RNA, 1240 nt
Organism: Zingiber officinale
Lineage: Eukaryota; Viridiplantae; Streptophyta; Magnoliopsida; Zingiberales; Zingiberaceae
Product: transcription factor MYB60-like
Exons: 4
Coding region: 185-952 (255 amino acids)
Biological process (GO): response to auxin
Source: RefSeq, a predicted model, not a curated record
UCCACAAAGUGGAGAUCAAGAAGAUCAACUUUGGCUUUCUCUUUAAUUAAUGGCAGACCUUGCUGAUUCAUGUGACACUGCAAUCUGACUUUGCUCAAAGAAAGAAAGAAACAAAGAAAAUCAAAAACAAAAACACAAGAGUAAAUGAGUCAGAGAGGUAGACGAUACUGCAAGCUUGACAGCCAUGGGAAGGUCUCUGUGCUGUGACAAGGUUGGCAUCAAGAAGGGCCCUUGGACUCCUGAAGAAGACAUCGUUCUGGUGUCCUACAUCCAAAAGCAUGGCCCUGGCAAUUGGAGAUCAGUUCCUACUAACACCGGCUUGAUGAGAUGCAGCAAGAGUUGCAGAUUGAGGUGGACGAAUUAUCUCCGACCGGGAAUUAAGCGCGGAAACUUCACCCCUCAUGAAGAAGGAUUGAUCAUUCAUCUUCAGUCGAUGCUUGGCAAUAAAUGGGCAGCCAUAGCUUCGUAUCUUCCUCAAAGAACCGACAACGAUAUCAAGAACUACUGGAACACGCACCUAAAGAAGAAGGUCGAGAAGAACCAAGUCGGAAAUGCGUCCAUAGCCUACAACAUUGAUGGAGCUAGAAAUUCUCAUGUGUCUAUGCUCCCCAUCUCAAACUGUGGCUCCUCGACUUAUGCUUCAAACAUGGAGAACAUCUCGGGGCUUCUCCAGCGGUGGACGCGGUCCUCCCAAAAGAAGACCGAUCCCGCACAAAAUCAAGAUUUGAAGUGCCAUGGCUUCCAGGAUGAUCAAGGGAAUUGCGAUACCGUGUCUGAUAGAGAAGUUGGAACAUCGGUCCCGUUCGAGGUAGAAUCCCCCUCAGAGGCCAGACUCUGUGGAGCUCAACACCAUUCUCUUACAGUGCUAGAGAAUUGGCUACUCGACGAGGCUGUAGGCAUUGUAGAUGUCACAGGUAUAUCGACCGGUCUUUGCCCCGAUGGAGUGUACUAAUUUGCCAAUGAUACAGAAGAAAGAUCAAAGUGCUAGAAAUGUCCAAGCUUUGAUAUUGCCUCAAUGUGCUAGAUAAUCUCAAAACGAGUUGAAUUAUUCGGCUACUUUAUGUAAGAAUUAAGGCAUGCAUGUCAUUCUUGAAAAUGUUCAUUGUCUGUUGAGGACUGAAAUGGUGACUGCAAAGCUUACGACAAUGUGAUUAGAUUGAGCAGUGGCAUGGACCAAUCUGCCCUAAACCAGAAGGGCACCAUUAAUGACCUUGAGCCCAGAAGGGGAAAACUGAAAGAA